Messenger RNA from Parnassius apollo (apollo), 267 nucleotides. NCBI's taxonomy places the organism in Eukaryota, Metazoa, Arthropoda, Insecta, Lepidoptera, Papilionidae. The record is from the annotation of a GenBank genome assembly.
AUGCCGUCUGAUAUUAACGGCAUCAAUAAAGUCAUGAAUCAAGACGCGGGCGGGAAAAGAAAACCGCCAAAACGUAGUCAAGAUAUGCAGCGGGAAAAUGAUGAUUUUUAUAAACCAUUUUGCAAAUUAAAUUAUAGAAGAAUUUUUCCAGAGUUAAUGGGAAUGGCUGAAUACACGAUUUUUAUUGAGAGUCGUAAAGAAGGAGUUAAAUUACGAAAUGCGAAUCCCUUAAUAUUGGCGGGAAUUUUCAAAAACGAAAUCAAAUGA